Molecule: messenger RNA, 3789 nt
Organism: Coccinella septempunctata (seven-spotted ladybird)
Lineage: Eukaryota; Metazoa; Arthropoda; Insecta; Coleoptera; Coccinellidae
Exons: 16
Coding region: 835-3465 (876 amino acids)
Molecular function (GO): 3',5'-cyclic-AMP phosphodiesterase activity
Source: RefSeq, a predicted model, not a curated record
CCUAGCGGGUAAUACGCGCUCGAGGAGUGUAGCAGGCCUAGAACCCCGGGCUUGGCUUCACAUAGCUGCUCUCGACGACUAGUUACCAAGUUUUGUACGAUUUUUGAUGUCGAGAUGAUCUCUAUAUCAUCCGGUUCAUACGUCAAUUGCCGGUCCUACAUUCGUUCAAUAAGUUCGAGCAGAAACGGAAUCAGAGUCGGCAGGCAGCAUCUGCUCCAUUGAAUAAACUCGGCAAGACGAGAACACCGUCUUACCAUUGACUAUUGACAGUUGCGUUACGUUCGUAGUAAACAUUUAUUAUUGUGGUUUGCGUGAGUGCAUACUACGCGAUUCAGUUUCAGUGUCUGGUCACUUCGCAUCGGAUCCCUCAAGUGGCGUACGGCGGAGCCAGUAACCUUUCGAAAAUAUAGGUUGUCACAUAUUGCACAAAAGGCAAAACGUUUAGUUAGAAGACACUGAGCACCUUUCACUCUAAACAGUAGUCGGUAUGUGAUCAACAACAAUCUACGUGAAGUUCGCGGAAAUUUCGCGAAAGGUGGCGAUUAGCAGGUUUCCAUCCAAGUCAGUCUUUCUACAGGCAUUAGAAAAGCAGUGGCGUGUUGUAGCGAUGGUAACGGUGGUCAGGAGCUAACGGUGGAACAUGCGGGGGGGCGCAGGGGCGGCCGGCACUGCGGACUCUGCUCGCUGGUCGCCCGCGCCUUCCGCCGCGCGGUUUGUGGCGCCCCAAGCCGCAGGGGUAGCGGGGAGUCCUACCAGGAGCUGACGGCGCCCCAACCAGAAGAGGAGAUUACUAAAACUUCUGGCGUUACCAUCGAUAUCACUGAACAGAACGCGAUGUAUAUCAAGAUGGUCGCUCCAGUGGAAACUCCAAGACUGCAAAAAUAUUUCUCCAAAGAAGACUGGAUAUUAUUAGAUGCCAUGGGUUCGAGUUCCACCCAGAGGAGCUCUGGCCGAUUUCUUACGAUGCAUAAACGACGUCGCAAGAAGCUUACAACACGCUCUCUAUAUCAGGACCAUGCAAUACUUGAUGAUAUUCAUCACGGUCUAGUUCAAAGAAUGUUGGAAUAUUGUGGUAGAUGGGCAUUUAACGCUUUCACCUUAGAAACAGUGGCUGGUGGCCGGUCCUUACCAGUUCUCUGUGUUCAUUUAUUUCAUUGGUACGGCCUUCUAGACUAUUUCAAUUUGGACGUUGUUCGCGUCUGGAAACUCUUCACACUUAUCGAAGAAGGAUAUCAUAGCACAAACCCCUACCAUAACUCUAUACAUGCCACGGAUAUUACCCAAGCCAUGCACUGUUUUCUACAGGAGGAAAAGAUACGUCGGCACAUUACGCCUUUAGAAAUAAUGGCCGCUCUGAUUGGUGCAGUAGCUCAUGACCUUGACCAUCCGGGUGUCAACCAACAUUUUCUCAUAUCUACUUCUAAUCAUCUCGCAAUUUUGUAUCAAAAUAAGUCGGUGUUAGAAAACCAUCAUUGGAGAUCAGCAGUUGGUUGUUUAUUAGAAAGCGGUGUAGCAGAACAGCUGAAACCAUACAGGGACGAAUUAGAAUUACUCAUUCGGGAUCUUAUUCUUGCCACAGAUAUAAAUAGACAACAGGAGUUCAUUACUAGAUUUAAAAAAUAUCUAGACGAAGACAGUUUAGACCUGACGAGGCCGGAAGACCGAAGUUUCAUCCUUCAGAUCGCUCUCAAGUGCGCUGAUAUUUCGAAUCCCACAAGGCCGUGGGACAUUUCGCAAAAAUGGAGCAUGAAGGUAUGCGACGAAUUCUUCAGACAGGGAGAGUACGAGAGAAAGCUCAAUCUUCCAGUGACUUCCAUUUGCGAUCAGCAAUCGACCUCAGUUGCCAAAAUCCAAGUUGGUACGUUGCAAAUACGUUUCUUCAAGUUUGUUGCCGCACCCCUUUUCGCCGAAUGGCACCGUUUCUUACAGAGCAGCCUGUCGACCAGGAUGAUGAAUUUGCUCGAGUCCAAUCGCAAGCGUUGGGAGAAUCAGGAGAAGGUCGAGCAGGCCGAGGAGACGCAGACAGAGCUGUCGGACGCUGAACCUGAGAUCAGCGAAGAUGAGGAGGCUACCAAACAUUCGUCGGAAAUAACGAGCAUCAUGGAUUUCAUUCCUAUACCGACCAGGGACAACAGAAGACAAUCAUUAGCCGUACCCACAUUAGACGGUACCCUUGGCGUCCGGAGACAUUCUGUGCCAGUAAACUUGGAACCAGCACUGCCGCGCACAAUAUACCGCAGAGAAAGUCUUCCUGUAGCUCGCAACGCCUCUUCUUCGUCUGGCCGUAACGCGAUCAGCCCAAUCCGUAGCGAUUCCAGAGCAUCCAAAACUUCGAGCGGGCUGAGGGAAGAAGACGAACUCUUCAGAUUUGGAUCGCAGUCUUCCUUCUCUAGUCCUAGGCUGUCUUCAGGUGGAGACGAUGAUCCAGAGAGGCCUCUGAGCGCAGAGAAUCUCCUACCGGAACCCAGUAUAGCAUCCAUGUCUAGCAGUUCAGCUUUGGGGAAACUUUCAUCGGUGUUGCAGGGUAAUGCGGUCGCACCUAUAUCGAAGUGCCUGACAAGGCAGCAAACAUUCCCACCGCCUCAGCCUUACAGCAGAAUGCGAUAUAUGUCGGCCACUGUUGAGAUGACCACCUGUCCUGAGACGGUACAUGAAGGGGAUAGCAACUCAUCUCAUGAAAACAUAUCAUCUGGACUUCCACCGCAGUAUCCAAUACCGUCGAUAGCUGUGCUGAGUCCGAAUAACGGCAGGCCCCCGGAUCUGAUCGUACCCGAACCACCUCAGCAACAACAACAGCAGCAGCAACAGAAAGCACAAACAGCUAUGCCAAAAUCAAUACUCGUGAGUAGAGAGACUGAAAGCAGUGACAAGGAAAAGGCUUGUAAGGCCUUGAAGUUGUUCGAGGCUGGGCAGAGGUACGAGAAGGAAAACGUGGACCCCAGAAAGCCGCCUACAGGGGUAUCGAAGAGAAGAGGAUCUGUUCCCGUUACAUUGCCUCUUGGAAGAACGGAUGAUAAUCAGUCUCCUGCUGGCAGGGGAUCAGUUGUCGUGAAUUCCCAGUCUUUACGAAGAGGUUCAGUACCUGUUGAAAUUGCUCAUUAUUACACUUUCGAAGAUGCAAUCGAGUCUGUGGUGAACAUAACACCGGUAGAAACAAGUCGGACGUUUUGGCAGUACCAGCGCCGCGGCUCAGCACCGAUGGAUCUACCCCCCAAAGGUGGCGAGCACAAGGGUGAAAUGACGCUCACCAGGCACACCAGCCUCAACGGGAAGGGGGGUAGACGCAAACGUCAGUUGUACAGGCGGAGCUCGGGCGGGCCCGAGACCGUCCUGCUGCCCGACCUCGGGUCGGAAUCCUUCUCUCGUCUUCUACUCCGCAAACCUGAAAAUCCUGACACGCUGCUGGUUCGGCGAAGGGGAUCACUGCCAAUUGAAGUCCUGACUGUUGGGCAUUCCGUGUUUUGACGAUUGCCCCUAUGAGAAACAGAGCUUUGGACACGACCGUCCAACAAGCAAUAAGGACCAACACUGACUGACAUCCAUCUUCACUAGAUAGCUCAUUAUUUAUUAUUAUCAUUAAGAAUAAGCCAAAUAAUCAUGAAUGUUCUAGUUGUCACUGUAAUUGUUGAAAUUUGUGUUGAAAAACAGUAUGCAAUUUGGAUAGUUCUUCGUAGUGUAGUUAGAGAAAUCAUAAGUAUGUUUAUUUUACUUAUGAUGGCGCCCAUGUUUGACUCAAUACUUUGUAUUGUAUGUACAAUUUAUGAAGGUAUUAAAAUAAUUGUAAUUUUU